Messenger RNA from Paramecium octaurelia, 453 nucleotides. NCBI's taxonomy places the organism in Eukaryota, Ciliophora, Oligohymenophorea, Peniculida, Parameciidae. The record is from the annotation of a GenBank genome assembly.
AUGAAUCAACUUUUAUAUUUUAAUGAUAUACAGGAGAUGUAAUUUUAUGCUAAAAGAAAUCAGCUGUCAUUGUUCGUUUACAAGAAGGCAAUUUAUGAUCUGACCGAUUUCAUCUCACUGCAUCCUGGAGGUCAAAUGGAAAUUCAAUAAUUUGAAAAUUAAGACGUCUCUAAUAUUUUAUUUCAAAAAUCUAUUCAUAAGCACAAACCAUAUAUAAUUGCAACAUUAUAAAACUACUUAAUCGGAUACAUAGAAAAGCGUAAUGAGCCAGUAAUUCGACUAAAAUCAUCCCAGUUAAUUAUUGAGAAAACUAGAAAAGUGUUACGUGAAAGUACAACACCUUAAUAGUAAUGCGAGGAUAUCCCUGAGGAUUGUUCAAUUGAAGAGAUGCCAAUUCUUCAAACAAAUAAAAAAUUAUUUCAUUCAUAAAAAUCAAUCUAGAUUUAGAAGUGA